CUGCUCUCGGCGAGUUCAUUUGAGUCGUUCCGUCGCACCCACCAUCGGCGCGGGGCCGCCAUGUUCACCUUGACGAGCCAGAGCGACGGGCUUCGCCGGCUCUUCCAGCCGCGGGCGUCGGACGAGCAGCACCAUGAGGUCUUGCGAACUGUCCAGGCGCAAAUGCAGCUGCUAAUGCGACUGCUCCGCCUCCGGCCGCUCUCGCCGGCGCUCGAGUGCCAGCCCGGCUGCGCUGUCACGGUCCAUGGCAUGGAGUUCUUUAACGAAAUCGCGCAUACAGACGCUACCGACGCGAUGGCGCCGCCCACGUACCAGAAGGUGCUGGCCAUCAUUGACGAGCUCUUUGACUGCGUCGACCGCAUCAACGCCGAAAAGCGCGUCGUUACAGACGCGGCCCUCCUCGAGUGCAUCGCGUCGGCGCUCGUGGCCGUCGGCUUUGCGAUGGCCAACAACAUGAUCAACGCCCAUGUCAACACGCUCCUCCAAGACUCGACGUUCAACAUUGCGGACACGCUCGUCUCGGAGGCGCUCUCGACGAUGGAGUUUGGCCACCUGCAUCCGUCGCACGUGCACCCGCUCGUGCCCUCGAAUGGGUCGGUCGCCUUCCACACGGCGACGACCAGCAAAGCGUCGACGGCAACGUGGCAGUGCACCAUCUGCCACCGCGCCGCGAUCGUCAAGACGGACGUGGUGUACCGCUGCGCGGGCUGCAACGUCAAUCUAUGCAAAGAAUGCUACACGCGGAUUCCGACUGGCACCAAGACGCUACCGCCGGCCGCGCCGCACUACAAGCGCCGGCUCGUGACCGGGCUCUGGGCCUCGACCUUCGAGGCGCUCUGCAGCCGCAACCGUCCGUCGGCCGCGCUCGCGCUCGACACGGCGAUGGCGCUCCGGCGACGCAUGGCCGAGCUGCCGUUGACCGCCGGCGCCAACAUGCUCCCGAUCCUCGAGAUGCUCGUCGAGAUGCUCUCGUCGCGCACGUUUCGCGACGUGCUCGUGCGCUCGCAGCUCUGGCUGCCCGACAUCAUCAGCGGCAAGACCAUGGAAGUGGCGUCGUUCCUCGGGCCGUUCUUUCGACACUGCAGCCUCCCGGACGACGCGGUGCCCGGCGACCUCCUCUGCGCGCACACGGACCAGACCAAAGCCAAGACCAUGGCGCGCCUCCGCGAGACCAACGAACGCGUCCAAAUGGCGCUCGUGUCGGUCGUCGACACGCUGCUGCGGCACGGCGGCGUCGUCACCGAGGCCAUGCUGUGCUGGCUAACGUGCGCGAUCGAGUCGAACGGCAUUCGUCGGCGGCUCGGGCACUCGCCCGUCGAGUGCGCCUCGGACGGGUUCCUGACCAACCUCGCGGCCGUCGCGUUGCAUUUUGCGGCCGAGACCCAGCCCUCGGAGAUCGACGCGCGGUACCACGGCUACACGCUUGGCGGGCGCAUCUCGAUGGCCGACAUGGCGCGCCUCGUCAAGACGCCCGCCACCUCCAAGGACGACGCGACGUGUGGUCGGGCGACUACGGCCGCGUCGUCGUACUACCCGUCGUACGAAGCCAACCUCGGCGUCGUGUGCGACCACUGCCAAGCGAAGGACUUUGUCGGCGUCCGGUACAAGUGCGGGUUCUGCGACGACUACGACCUCUGCGGCCACUGCUUUGAGCGCUUUUACGAGCAGAACCAUGUUCUCCGGCACAGCCCCGACCACGCGUUCAUUCGCAUGUCGGUGCCCUUGCCCCAAGUCACGACGUGGCCGUUCCGCAAGUGCGCCGACCUUUUCGAGGGCGACGCGACGACCGACAUCGACGAGUGCGCGUCGAUGACGUGUGACGUCUGCGCCGUCACGAUCACCGACCGCGGUUUCCAGUGCGGUGCGUGCGACCGGUUUGUGUGCGCGUCCUGCGUCGACGUCGAGGAGCAGCUCGCGAUAUCGCCCGGUCUCUUUGGCGACGCAAGCUUGAACCCGCACCGGCUGCACGCCCCGGGGCACCACUACUUUGUACUCCCGGCGACGCUCUGGCGGCACCGCCGACGCGUCCGGUUUGGCGGGGCACUGUACCCGCCGCCCUUUAUCAGCGCGUUCCGCGACACUGACCGUCAAGUGACCGAGUGGUGGUACAUGGCGCUCAAGGUGCUCCACGUCGGCCCCGUCCUCUCGAUGAUGCGAUACGUCUCGGUGCACCGCGAGUACCAGCAGCUGAAAGCGCUCUGCAACAUGGAGUCGCGCUCGCGGCAGCAGGGCGCGGCCGGCCGCCGGUCGUCGCGCUCGAGCCACAGCAUGAACUUGAACGCCAACCACCUCCGCGUCGAAGAGCUCUUGAAGACGAAGACGGCGAUGGAGGUCCAGCUCUUUGCGCCGAGCUUGCUCCAGGCUCUCUUUGGCUUUUACGCGCGCGUCUCGUCCUGGCUACUGCACUUAGCUGGCGUCGGGCCGCUGCACGCCGACUCGAUGUGCCCGACCGACGUGCCUGCCGCCUACGCCGACGUGCCCGAGGCGUUCCUCUGCAACGUGGCCGACGUUGCGUAUAUCCUUGGCGUGCACCCGUGCGACGGCGUCGCGUGGACGUCCGAGAUCUUGACGCCGUUGCUGACGCUGCUCUUUUUUGUGCUGUCGCAUCGCCCGUUGACCAACUCGCCGCACGUCCGCGUCCAGCUCAUCCGCGCGCUGCUCUCGCUCGCGCCGCUGACCAAGGACAACACGAGCCGCGCGCCGCCGCUGCUGUACGACCUCUUGUCGACGAAUGCAUUCCUGCGCGCGCAGGCGGUCUCGUGCCUCCUCUCCUGUCACAGCGACUUGGAGACGUAUAGCUCGAGCACGGGCGGCGACACGUCGUGGGGGCUCUUGCCCGCGCGGCUCUCGACGACGCUCCUUCUGCGCUGGCUCUGGAACAACCAAGUGCAGCAACCGCGGAUCAUUGCGCAGCAAGAUGCGCACAGCAUGGUGCUGCUCUUCUCGGGCGUCCUCAACGACAUCACGCGGCUCCUCGACGAAGCCUCGGUCAAGGUCACGGCCAUGCGCCGGCUCCAAGAGCUCCAAGACUCGCCGCAUACGACGACGGGCGCGUACUUUCAACCGUCGAUGAUGCAGAGCUACCUCGCACUGCACUUUAACAAGGCGCGGACGACGUUUCGCGUGCUCAUCGAAUGCCUCGAGCUCCUCGCGUGGAUGGCGUCGGCGCCCGCCCUCCGCGCCGUCCUCUGUCGCCGGUCGCUGGUCGAUCAAACCGCGACGACGCUCUGCUUUGUGGUCUCGUCGCUCGAGACGCAGCUGCACCCGACGCGGUGGGGCUUCUCGGGCGAGAUCUUUCAGGACGGCAUGCUCGCCCUUGCCGAAGCGCUACUGAUUGUGGUGCGUUGCGCGGGGUACCACGCAACGUGCCCGGAGGCGUCGUCGUGGAAGCUCUCGAACUACGCCGGCAUCCUCAUGGAAGAGAAGAUUGGGGACUUGGACGUGCACCAACGCUGGAAGCUCAGCUCGUGUCUCUUUCGUCUCGAGAAGGAGGCGAUGGCGCCGCCGGCGCUCGAGCGCAUGCCGUCGGACGACGAAGACGAUGUGACGGAUGACAGUGACGACGCAAUGGACGAAGACGCGGCGCUCGCGCGCCUCGAACUCAUGGCGGCCCACCGCCGGCAGCAAGCUGACGACGACCGCGCGCAGAAGCAGCUCUCACAGCGGUUCCUGGCGGCGCUGGCGGCCGACGGUCGCUUUGAGCCGGUGCGCUUCCGGCGGGCGGCCGUGCUGUUGCGCAGCGACCCGUCGCUGACCAACAUGUGGCGCGACAAGUUUGUCGAAGUCGUAGAUUACACGGAGACGCUUCUGCAGCGCCAGGCCGCGAUGGAGACGCAGCUCGGGUCGGUGCCAGACGAGUACCUAGACCCGAUUUUGCAUACGCUCAUGCUGCACCCGGUGCAGUUGCCGUCCGGCCACAUUGUCGACCGGUCGAUGAUCGAGCGCCACUUGCUCUCGGCAAGCGUCAACCCGUUCAGCCGCGAACCGUUGACGAUGGAGAUGCUCCUGCCGUGCACGGAGCUCCAGGCGCAGAUCCACCGGUUUGUGCGCCAAAAGCUGUCGCGGCCGCUGGCGACCGACGGCUCCGACGACGACUGGGGCCUCGGCUGGGACAGCCUCUUUGAGGCAUCGCCCUAGUGUUUUAUAUAUAAAAGAUAGGAUACCCAAUGCAGCGCUACUUGUAGUAUUAUGUACAUUUUGCUGUUAAGUCAUAGCGACCCUGACAUCAUUCAAUAGCCCUCGUGCGCACACCACUCGGACGCACGGGCUUGCUACGUUGAAGCGCGCCCUUAGACCAUAGUGAAUCCAGCAUUGUUUGCCUCUCG
Saprolegnia diclina VS20 is the source of this 4325-nucleotide messenger RNA. RefSeq lists its product as hypothetical. Gene Ontology annotation, molecular function: ubiquitin-ubiquitin ligase activity; zinc ion binding. Gene Ontology annotation, cellular component: cytoplasm; nucleus; ubiquitin ligase complex. Lineage: Eukaryota; Oomycota; Saprolegniomycetes; Saprolegniales; Saprolegniaceae. The transcript has a single exon. Bases 61 to 4137 code for a protein of 1358 amino acids. Gene Ontology annotation, biological process: protein polyubiquitination. The record is from RefSeq and is a predicted model, not a curated record.